Molecule: messenger RNA, 3171 nt
Organism: Acanthaster planci (crown-of-thorns starfish)
Lineage: Eukaryota; Metazoa; Echinodermata; Asteroidea; Valvatida; Acanthasteridae
Product: UDP-glucuronosyltransferase 2B31-like
Molecular function (GO): UDP-glycosyltransferase activity
Source: RefSeq, a predicted model, not a curated record
AUGUCUUCAAAACGUUUUGUCCUUCUACUGAUUACUUCUUGGUUUCUGGCAACAUCAAUCCGCAGAAUCUGUGGAAAAGAGGAUCCUCUAGAUUCUAAGAGGUACAAAUUUCUUUACUUUAUCUCCACUGUGGAAGGCAGCCAUUAUUCAUCCUUCUCCAUUUCGGGCAAGGAACUGGUCAAGCAAGGCCACAAGGUAAUUUCGCUAGUCAGUAGCUCCAACAGUCGACGGUUGCAGACGGCCGACCCCGACUUCUCCGUCGUGGUGUUCAACUCGUCCUACACACCUGAGAAACGAGCUGCCGUCAUGGAAAAAAUCGGAAAAGUGAUCGCCACGGGAGCCAUGCGAGGUUUCUUUUGUCAUUUGGAGAGCUUUAUGAAGGGGAACUUAGACGGCGAGUUGAAUUUAGGGGCUAUGUGGCUGCGCGAGUGCGACGACCUGUUAGGAGACAAUGCAACCAUGAGGCGGCUCCGACAGGAGAGAUUCGACAUGAUGGUUGCCGAUGACACCGUCCCCUGCGUUCCGCUCUUGGCACAAGCUCUGGACAUUCCCUUCGUCUACUGCUCCGCUAUUAGCCCGAUUCCCUCGAAAAAUGGUGUGUGGGCAGGGUUACCGAUUGAACCUUCCUACAUCUCCGAGGCUGUGGUUGGUUUCACAGACAGGUUGACGUUUCUCCAACGGGUCCAGAAUGUCCUGGCCCACGAGUACUACAAACUCUUGUGGUUCCUAGCGUUCAACUUCAAAACCUUCGAUCAGCUCAAAGUUAAGCACAACAUCCGGCCGGAGAUCAGCACUUACGAAUCCAACAAGCAAGCCUCACUCUACUUGUUCCACGGGAGCUUUGCCUUGGAAUUUCCCAGACCCAUGCAACCGAACACAGUUUACGUCCUCUAUAAAAGCACGGCAGCAUUACCCACCGGAGUCAAGCUGGCAGACAACACCAAGGUUGUUGGAUGGCUGCCAUUAUCCCAGAUAAUGGAGCAUGCCAACGUUAAAGUGUUCGCGAGUAACGGCGGUAGUUUUGGUAUGUACGAGGCGAUGUGGGUUGGACUACCAAUGGUGGGCCUACCGCUAUUCGGAGACCAGAUGGGUAACUUCGAUCGGCUAGAGGACCGUGGGGUGGGAUUAGCGCUUGAUAUCACCACCUUAACACCAGAGUCGUUGAGUCAAACUAUCCAGAAAGUCAUCUCUGAACCAAGGUUCCGUGACAACGCACGGCGUAUAUCCAUGAUCAUGCGGGACAUGCAGGUCAUGUCUCCCCCAGGCAAGACGGUCGCUCACUGGAUCCUGCACGUCACCAAGUUCGGCGGAGAUCAUCUGCGCCCGGCUGUACUGGACCUGAAUUUCAUCCAACGGAAUCUUCUCGAUGUCUAUCUCUUUAUUGCGGCCGUCUUGGCCUUGUUCUUGGGGUUGAACUUCUAUCUGUGCUACUGCUGCUGUAAGUGUAUGUGCGUUAAGGCUUGGAAAAGCAAUCUGAAAAAGGACUAAACGAUUUAUUUGGGUAACCCAGACAGAGUUAUCAGUUGCCACUAACACCAACUUUCACGUUUGUAAAUUUCGGCUUUAAUCCUAUAAGCAAUUUUUCCCCCAAUGAACAAAGAAGUUCGUGGCUACAGAAACGUGCUUGGUUACAACAAUUGUAGCUAUAGAUUUAUACCAGCUGCAAUCUGCAAGCUUUAUCGUAGUCACGCACGUUCUCGUAAAAUCUCGUAGGAUUGUCUAAUCGUGGCGGGCUCCUAACUCUGCAGAAACAGUAAAAAAUAGGCAGCUGUUCGGACCUUGGCGAAAUGUGCGAAAUGUAGUGAAAGGCUUUUACAUUAUAUCCUCCGCUGAUAAAUUAGUUUUCAUGCAAACAUGCGUAGAAGUGAUCAAUGCAGCACGAAAAACAAGCACUGGCCGCGCACUGGUAAUGGAGACAAAGGCAACCAUGUUGCUUGAUUUUUGUCAAAUUUCGCAGGAUGUAAUUUGUACCGUAUUAAAUGGAAAUUUAUGUACAAGGUCACGUAGCGCCAAAAUAACAUGUACUUGGUAUACAAUCUAAGUAGGUUUUUUCGGACUAACAUAUAUAGCUGACAAUAGAGUAAUCCACGUUUCAACGACAAUGGUUGACUUCUUUCUGAUUUGAACAAAAACAUGUAUUCUUUUCUGAGAUUGUAAUGUUAAUUUGACCCUUUAGAUUUUGUACAACAAAAAUACAAUACGUUUGUGUACUAAUGAAUAACGUGAGACACGGGACAGUCUACAGAUGGCAACCCAGUCUCACUUUUUAAAUUGAAAACUGUUGCUUCAAUAAUCACACGAAAGGAGUUUCAAAGGCACCAAAAAAUGGCAAGCAGGAAGAGAGGGAAUUCGUUGUCGCACAUCACACUCACAAACCUGUGUACAUUGUGUGUACAUUCAGGACAGAAGUGAGAAAACCCCUUUUUUAAUAGGCCCAUUACCGUGCACCAGCCAUCAUAAUGUUUUCAUUGAUUAUUCAAUUCACUAACAGUGAGUGAACAAAAGUCAUACCCUGGCAUAUCUGUGCUACCCAAAACAAAACACCUUCAAUAUGGCAGCUAAGCAGAGUCUAAUAAGAUAUAUCUAAUAAAGGUUUUCAACUGAGAACGUCAGUGUAUUCAAAACAGCGUUCAAAACUGCAAGUGUCUGACCAUAUGUUCAUGAAUGAACAGAGGCACAACAAGAUCUUGAUUGGAAAUGCUAAGGCCAACACACGGUCCUGUAUUACCGUUUAAUAAAGACAAUUCAUUGUGCCUUCUGUACCUUUAACCCCAAUCAUCGCAAGGGUAACAGGAUUCUGUGUCAUCUAUACUGAACCUCAAGGGUUAAGGCCAUUCCCCACCAGGAGAAAGGCUUUCGAUAUGUAAUCCAGAACAAGCUCCUCGAUCCGUGUGGAUGAUGUGGGAUCUAGAGGUGGUGUAUUUUUACAAGGGAAGAACCACUGCCUAGACCGGUCAUGCCCCCGGCAUUCAAUGUAUACGAGAAAAGUAGGAUUUUAAUGCAUUUAUACAAAUUACUAAGCUUGUACCAGAACAGAAAUAUUAAACACCGGUGCUCAUGCAUAAUUUUGUGAGAGGUUUUAACAUUUUACACUUACACCGACAAGUUCGUGUAUACCAGGGAUUUUUAGACGGGAUUCUCUGUCUCUGUAGCCAAGAUUUGAUGGAAUAA